UCCAACGGCGUGGGCCGCUCCACGUCGUCACGGUUCGCCUUCACGGUCUCCCACCUCGACUCACUAAAAAUCUGGUACCUAAGCUCAGUAACUCCCACAACGACCGCAGGUAGCAGCCCUUCGCUCCUCGGCGUCUCCCCUCUUAACGCACGCUCCUACUCCUUCGCUUCGCCGAGAGCUCGGUCGACCCCCUGGCCCCACCAGAAGCUGCAGGGCACGCCGCUAAACUCAAUUGAGUUAAAGGAUCAGCUUUUUGCAUCAAAAACAGAUCGCAAAAGGAGAGAUCGGCAACCUCUUGAGCAGAUCAUCUUUGGAUCUUGGGGAUUUCUCGGAUCUGGAGAUCAGAAAAGGGGGCCGCGUCAGCAGCUGAGGACGCCGAGGCUGUCCUUCCUCCAAUCCCCCUCGAUGCUCUUCUCCGGGUUCAACAAUAAAGAAGGCGGGGCCGCUAAGGGCGAGAAGGCGAAAGAGACAUUUAUGAUGUAUUUGAGGUUCCACCGGUGGCCGUAUGACGAGAUGGUGUACAGGGCGAAGAUGUGGCCCCUGCUCGGCGGGCUCAUGUCGAUCAUGUCACCUCACGAGAAGCAGCAGCGUUUCAGCGGAGGGGGAGGGAACGCGCAGCUGCAGCAUCACCACAAGAUUUAA
Messenger RNA from Asparagus officinalis (garden asparagus), 642 nucleotides. RefSeq lists its product as uncharacterized. Lineage: Eukaryota; Viridiplantae; Streptophyta; Magnoliopsida; Asparagales; Asparagaceae. The record is from RefSeq and is a predicted model, not a curated record. The annotation marks the transcript as partial. The transcript is spliced from 3 exons.